AUGAAUCCUGAUUGCAGUCCACCAUGCUUUUCCAUUUGUUUUGAUAAUGUCAAUCAGAAGGUGACCGUUAGACAUCAGACACGAGAUAACAAAAAAAUGUUUAACAUGGUGCAGAGUUAUGCCGCUCUGGACAGAAUUUCUACUUUGCAUUUGUCAGAUGCGGUUCCAACCCCGUGCGACAUUUUGAAAAUUCCAUUAGAGUCCUAUUUGCCUUCUGAAAUGGACGAGAUUGACUUACGUUCUGAAAUGACAACAAUGGUAACUAGAAUCCUAUGUAGGUAUAUACCAGCAUUUGGUGGCAUAAAUGAAGAUAUUGUAUGGCAUAUCAAACAUCGUUACUCCAAAGAAUCUAGCAAAAAGAGCAUGCUGGUUCCUCUGGGUGUUCUUGAUAAAGAUGAAUCCAAAGUGUCUGAUACAAUUGAUAUUAUGGAGAAUUAUCACCAAUGUGUUCCAAUUAAACCAAACAGCAAGCCAUUAACUCUCCCUUUACAUGCUGAUGGUCUUAGUUGUGAGAGAGGAAAUGACGCUCAGAGUGCACAGAUAAAUGCAGCCUCACCAUGGGCACAACUACAGGGAUUUGUGCUAAACAUUCAAGAAUGGCAUAAACGGUGUUUAUUACUUCAGGAUAUCUAUGACAGGUUAUAUAAAACCAGUAGUGGCAGGGAGAAGGGCACACUACACCACCUCAACAACUAUUUCAAUCACAGAAGUGUCACCACCAACAUAAAGGAGAGCUUCAACUUUAAUGAAGAAUUUCUGGAAUUCUGCACAGAAGGUUAUGUUGUUUUAGCUGCGAUGUCUUUCAUGAACUUAAAUGAAACCAAAGAGGUACCAAAAGAUUUUCCUGCAGAUAAGACAGAUCAACAAAAGUAUAUGAACACAAUAUGCAGCAAGAUACUGGAUCUGAUUUUUUUGUCUAGUCAGCCAACUGUGAGAAAAAUGAUGGAAGAAGAUGCAGAAAGUGCUAAUAAUGAGGAAGAAUACUGUUUUUGCAGGCCACAGAGCUGGCUCAAAAUUUUUUGUAGUGGGAAAAACUGCAAAAAUAUAUGGUACCACUUGGAUUGUAUUGAUAUGGAGGAGGCAGAUAUACCUGAUGGAAAAUGGUUUUUGCAGUGAUGAAUGUAAAUAUGACAAAGUAACCAGACACACAAAAAAAGAACAUCAGUAUCAGAAACCCUGUCCGACAAGAAACAAAAUUAUGCAAUAGUUUUAAUGAGGAGUGGACUUCAGCAAAUGGUUAGGAAAGAUGCUCUACGAGAAAAUGACGGACCAAGAAUUAUCAAUCAUUGGAAGUUUGAUAUGCUUAAUUUUUUCCAAAGUCAUCAUCCUAAAUACUUUUUGGUUGGUCACCGCCUACUUUCUGCAGUAAAUGGGGCUGUUUCACCA
Patella vulgata (common limpet) is the source of this 1386-nucleotide messenger RNA. RefSeq lists its product as uncharacterized. The record is from RefSeq and is a predicted model, not a curated record. NCBI's taxonomy places the organism in Eukaryota, Metazoa, Mollusca, Gastropoda, Patellidae.